AUGCCUGCUCUGGGAAACGAAACAAUCCCUUUAGGUAACGCACCCGUGAAACUCUGCACCGCCAAUGACGACCCUCUGUGCUCUGCCAGUCAGCCAGUUUUCAGUCCAGCUCACUGUCCACUCAUCUAUCCCACACUUCCCCAGCUUCGAUAUAAGGACAUUGUGGGAGACAGUAUCAAACGCCUUGAUGAAGUCAAGGGGCUGGGGGAAGCGGGCAGGAGAGGCCGAGGGGCGAGGGGUGUGAAUGCAGGGGGAGAGGGAGGUGGCCUCAGGCAGCGUGUGUGUGCUGGGGCCAGAGAAGCGGCCGGGACGGGAGUUUGUGUCCUGUGCGAGCUGCUUCCCUGGGCCUGGGCUGUUCCCAGCAAGGAGCCUCUUUGCUUGCAGGAGCCCGUGAGCUUUGCGGAGGUGGCCGUGUAUUUCAGCAGGGAGGAGUGGGCGCUGCUGGACCCUGCGCAGCGAGCGCUGUACCGGGACGUGAUGCUGGAGACGUACCAGUGCGUGGCCUCGCUGGCUUCACUUCCAGUCCCCAGACGCCUGCUGAUCUCCCUGCUUGAAGGAGGGGAAGACCCCUGGAUCCCAGAUGUGCGUUGCCCAGAGACUGUGCGAACAGACCUCAGCCCAGGAGCUGUGAUUACAGAUUUUAAAGAGGAUCUGCACAAAACUAGUGUAGCCCAAAGGCAGUAUAGUAGUGCAUCUGUAAGGAAAGCAGGAAAGGAUGUCCAGAGUGGCCUGGUGCAAGGAGAUCACAUUAAGAAGCCACUGAGAAAGCAUUCUGGAAAGAGAGCAAGGAACCAUCUUAGCUUCAGCACAAGUCAGAAGGAGCCUGAAGACCCCAGGUGUAAGCAAGUAUGCCAGAAGAAAAAGCAGAAGCAUUGCACUAAAUGUGGGAAAAGCUUUAAAAGUUUUUUUGAGUUUGUUAACCACCAGUGUGUAAACUCAGAGGAACAAUUGUACAAGUGCUCUGAUUGUGGAAAGAGCUUCAAAUGGAGAUCCAACCUCACGCGCCACAAAAGCAUCCACAUGGAAGAGAGACCCUAUAAGUGUCUCGAGUGUGGAAAGAGUUUCAGAAUCAGUUCUGACCUCAUUCUUCACCAGCGCAUUCACACAGGAGAGAGACCCUUUAAGUGUUCUGAUUGUGGAAAGAGGUUCAAAAGAAGUUCCCACCUCAUCCACCACCAGCGCAUCCACACAGGAGAGAGACCCUUUAAGUGCUCUGAGUGUGGGAAGAGCUUCAGAAGCAGUUCAAACCUCACAGUACACCAGCGCAUCCACACUGGAGAGAAACCCUUUAAGUGUUCAGAGUGUUCAAAGAGCUUCAAAAGCAGUUCCCACCUCAUCCAACACCAGCACGUCCACACAGGAGAGAGACCCUACAAGUGCCCUGACUGUGGGAAGAGCUUCAAAAAGACUUCCCAUGUCAUUCUCCACCAGCGCAUCCACACAGAGGAGAGACCCUUCAAGUGCUCUGAGUGUGGGAAGGGUUUUAGAAGCAGUUCUAAUCUCAAAUCCCAUAGGCAUAUGCACAGAGGAAACGGAAAGUAGAAGUGUGUUGUGGUUUAAACCAGCAGGAUGCUCAGCAGUCGUUUUCUCACUCUUCUCUUUCCCUUUGGGAUGGUGGAGAGAACAAAAAAAAACAACCAUGAAAUAGAACUUAUAGGUUGAGAUAAGCUUUUUACUAAGAUAAAGGAUAAAUGUUAUGACAAUGUGCAUAUAUAUAUGAAUUGUAUAACAACUGACACGCUGGGAACUGCUCUGGUUUCUGCCAAAGGCUCCAAGUGGGGCCAUUCUCCCCAGCUGCUGUGUGGAGUCAAUUUCUUACAUCUUGUCCCGUCUGCACUGGCCCAAGGGCUACUGCAUGAAUUAUCGCCUGUUUUUGUUCAAAGUCUGCUGCUGCUCAGGGCCCCACGUGAAGUCGUUCUUCUUCCAGGUCACAAGAUAGAGAGGGUUUACAAUCAGACUGUAAUCCAGAAAAUGCAUUCUUCAGAAACCCGCAGCAGCUAAGAACGCUUGUGUUUCCUUUUUGCUGCUUGGAGGAGGCAGAGUAGUUCUUGUAUUGAUCAUAUCCACGGGGAUCUGACGGUGUCCAUCUUUCCAUUUUAAGAACAGAAUCUCCAGUGCAGGUCCCUAGACUUUCCUCUUCUUUAUGGCAAAACUGGCUUUUAAGAAGUUUUGAAUUAUUUUCUUCCCUUUCUCAAAAACGACUUCUGCUGUGUUGCCCCACGCGAUGAUGUGGUCAGUGUACAGCAGGUGUUUAGGAGCUUCGCUCUGUUCCAGUGCAGUCUGGGUCAGCCCAUGACAAAUGGUAGGGCUGUGUUUCCACCCUUGGGCAGUCGAUUCCAGGUGUAUUGCACGCCCCUCCAAGUGAAAUCAAAUGGAGGCCUGCACGAUGCUGCCAGAGGGAUUGAGAAAAGCAUAUUAGCCAUGUCAUUUGUGGCAUACCACGUGACUGCCUUUGACUCCAGUUCAUAUGGGAAUUGUAGCACGUCUGGCACAGCAGUGCUGCGGUGUGGCUUCAUGCAGGCCAAUGGCCUGAUUAUUACCCCUGGGAUGUGCAGCGCCUCUGACGUUUGAAGCAGCUUUGGCACCAAGCACAGUUAUCAUCUGACUCCAGCUUGCCCUGGAGAAUCUAACUUGGUAGGUCCAUGUGCUAAGUAGCUGGACAGAACCAAAUGUACAGGUUCAGCAAGUAUCCAAGGGUGGCCUUGCAAAACCAACUGGUGCUAGACAUAUUGCUGUCAAAAGAACAGAGGGUGUGAGGUCUGUUGAACUGAACUGAAGGAGAAUGCUGUAUCACCAGUAUCACCAUCCGCAGUGCCACCAUUAGCAUAACUGAGGCCCAUCAAAACACAAAGGGAAUCACCAGAAAGACUGGAGAGCUUUUUCAGGUGAUGCAGCCAAAAGACUGCUUUGAUCCAUGGCCGUGGAUCACAUCACUGCUGAAAUCUCUGGGAUGCAGGGGGUGGGGGAAAAGGCUUAUGAAGAUCAAUCUUACGAUGUGGUGUGGGUUUUUUGUUUUUAAUGGUAGGCCUUCUCAUCUCUCUUCCUUCUCACCUGCUAACCGCUAUGUACAGAUCACCAUUAUUGAAGGAGACCUCAGAAUGUUUGAGCCAUGGGGUGGUGUUUGGGAUGAGAUGUUAGCAUCUGUUAGUGUGAGCCAGAACAAUGUCCUGAGAGACAAUUAAGUCGCAGGGAGAAGCUGGGUGUCCCUUCCCUUAAUUGGACUGAUGUGUCAGCCACCAUUGGAAGAGUCCAGAAUAACACCCCUGAAAUGGUCAAGUUUCAGGAGGGGGCCUGGUGUGACUUCCUUUGAUUUGGAUAUAGUCCAGUAUCUAGGACCAGAGGCAGCUCCAAUUCCAAAUAGGGGCAGAUGGGAUCUAUCUUUUUCGUUUGGUGUUAUAACUAGGUGCUGGGGGGGAGGUCAGGUUUGCCCUACCUCUGCUGCUAGCCCUGCUUGUAGGUGCUGCUGCUUCCAUUCUUUACCAUGUGGAGCAUCCCCGUCAGCAUGCUUGGUGCUGGAUCCAAGACUGAUGAUCUGCCUACCCCUUUUAAUUUCUCCCUUUUCGUUAUUUUUUUUUUCUCUUACUGUUUUUACUACCUCAAGGCAUACUUGAAGUUCCUAUAAACAAUACAGCUUAGACAGAUAAAAGUGUGAGAGGGUGGAAACGUAGGAUAAAUGUUUUGUAGAAAUCUCCUAAUAAAGUUGAUGUUGUUUUCCA
Meleagris gallopavo (turkey) is the source of this 3716-nucleotide messenger RNA. NCBI's taxonomy places the organism in Eukaryota, Metazoa, Chordata, Aves, Galliformes, Phasianidae. The record is from RefSeq and is a predicted model, not a curated record.